Solanum stenotomum is the source of this 1308-nucleotide messenger RNA. RefSeq lists its product as uncharacterized. Lineage: Eukaryota; Viridiplantae; Streptophyta; Magnoliopsida; Solanales; Solanaceae. Gene Ontology annotation, molecular function: DNA-binding transcription factor activity; DNA binding. The record is from RefSeq and is a predicted model, not a curated record. Gene Ontology annotation, biological process: regulation of DNA-templated transcription.
AUGUUGAGUUUCGUCAAGAACGACCCUCCGUGCGGAUCUCGAGGCUCCCAGGCUAAUUCUGAGCCCCUUUGUGGAUUUUGGCUUAAACUGGAGUUUGGCAAUUUGAAGUCCGGUGUAUUUGUGGAGCUUGGGUCUAUGCAGUGGUAUGAUCAAAAAGUGUUGAGCGUCCCUCAUUUGAGGCGGUGUCCCUACUUUUGCGACCUUUUACCCUCUGUCUCUUUCUACGUCCCCGUUACGAUAUUUGAGGCUUGGCGUUUCACUGGACAACUUGGGAUUGGAGUUGGUUCGAGCUUAGAGCGUUGUUGCGGUUUGCUUGCUAGUAGACGUCGUUCAAUGGGUAAAAAGUUUGGUAUCAUUGACUCCCCUGGGUUAACUCUUGCUAGCUGGGUAGCUGAAGUCCUAAUACCAAUUACCAGUGAUGAUUGUUCGUGCCUGCAACAACUUUUGUGGAUCGAAGGCGAGGGUGAGCACUCGAUGUUCUGGACUAGCAUGUCUCCUUUUAUAUAUCCUAUUCUUCUUCUCUACACAAAACCCCUUUAUUACCCAAAUGAACCAAAUCAUAAUUUCUCCAUUGACAACACUAAUUAUUCCCUCGACCCAUUUUGGGAUAAUUACUCUGUUUCUGCUAAUGAAAAUGAAAAUGAAAAAUCCCAUGUUCUUGAAGGAAUUGUUGUUGUUGUUGGAGAACAUGUUCUUUUCGAUUACAAUAACAAUGAAAACAAGAAUUGAUACCAGUUAACUUUCUCAAAAAAAAAAAACAAGAAUGAUGAUCCAAAUUCAGCAGUUUCAAUUCUGAAACGCACGUAUCCUGCAGAAAAGAGGAAUAAUAAUAAUAAUGUUCCAUCAGUGGAGAAGAGUUACAGAGGAGUGAGAAAGAGGCCAUGGGGGAGAUGGUCAGCGGAGAUUCGCGAUCGUAUAGGGCGGUGUAGACACUGGCUGGGUACAUUCGACACGCCGGAGGAGGCGGCGCGUGCGUACGACGCGGCGGCGAGGUGGUUGAGAGGUUCAAAAGCUCGAACAAAUUUCCAAAUUCCUCCGAUUGUUCCUCUGCCUACUUCACCAACAUCGACGUCAUCAUCUUCAAAUUCGUCUCGUGAAAUGAAAAUGAAAAUGAAAAAGAAAAAUGGUGGCGCUGUUGCUAAUAAUCAAAGAAAAUGCUCAGUGGUAACUUCAACUGCGCAUUUAUUUAGCUCUAAUGAAUUUAACAAAAAAGUUAGUGUUACUGUGGAGCUUGAUCUCAAGCUCGAAUUCGGGAGGAAGUUGGGUGGGUAUUGGGUUUAUGGGGCGGAUAGUUGGUUUAUGGGUUAA